This is a messenger RNA of Paracoccidioides lutzii Pb01, 1299 nucleotides long. RefSeq lists its product as hypothetical. The transcript has 2 exons. The coding region runs from base 1 to 1299 and encodes 432 amino acids. The record is from RefSeq and is a predicted model, not a curated record. Gene Ontology annotation, biological process: protein K11-linked ubiquitination; anaphase-promoting complex-dependent catabolic process. Gene Ontology annotation, cellular component: anaphase-promoting complex.
AUGCCCCGCCAAGGCCUGCGACGGGCUCCCGGUGGCCGCUCUGUCUUCCCAGGUGAGGACGGAGCUUCCGCCUCAACUCCAACAGCUGAUUCACCCCUCCGCCAUUCCAACUUCUAUGACUCAGCUGUUAGCCGGAACCCCCGCGGAGAAGGCAAUCCCCUUAAUACACAUACACGUACGCAUGACUUGGCAAUUGCAGGCGAUCCCGAUGUUGGAGAUAUGGAGGAUGAUAUAGAAGAGAGGGCAGAAGGGCUGGAAGAUGAUAUCGACGUUGAUAUUCAGGAUGAUGGGGAGCUGGGGGAAGAGGAAGGUGAAGAAGAGAUUGAGUAUGCUGAUGAGGAGGAUGAAGAGGUUGAGGAGGAGGAAGAUGAGGAAGAGGAAGGUGAUUAUGACGAAAAAGACGCCUCUGCACCGAUCCCCGCCAACCUUCGCGAAAUCUCCUCCCUAGCCUCCUGGACGGUAUCGACGCAUAAACCUGGCUGCGGCAUCGCUGCCCUCCGCCACCCUUCCCCUUCGCAGUUCUGGCAAUCCGACGGUCCCCAACCUCACACACUAACACUCCAUUUUUUCAAGCGCGUCUCCAUCGUGCGCAUUCGUGUAUAUCUGGACUUCGAGCUUGAUGAGAGCUACACCCCUACAAAGAUGAUCUUUCUAGCUGGAAUGGGAGGCAAUGAUCUUGUGGAAUUCUCUACGUGGCACGGUGAAGCUCCUGCUGGAUGGGUAGAUAUCGAUUUACAAGGGGUUGGUGGACGGCAUGAAAAGGCAGGGCGUCGAAAAAGCCAUCGACGGCAAAAUAGUACGGGUGGGAUCCUAAGCGGAAUGAGAGAUGUACCUUCUACUAGACAAAGGCGGGACCCCUCGAAUAACGGAAUUGUGGGGGGCGAUUCGGACUCCACCGAAUAUGACACCGACGACGAUGACGAUGACGAUGACGACGACGAUGAUGAUGACGAUGACGAUGACGACUUGGACGUAGACUCCUCAUCCGACAACGUGCUCAAAGCCAUGGUCAUCCAAGUCCGCAUCAGCGAGAACCACCAGAACGGCAAAGACACGCAUGUCCGCGGUUUCCAAGUAUUCUCUCGUGAUGAUCGCCGUCUUGCGCAGCCGCGACGCGACAGUGCACGCAAGUCCAUCAGGGGAACCAGUGCUGCUGGAACUGGUGCAGCUGACGCGAGAAAAGUGGGGACUGGUUCGUCUGUCGCUGCGGAGCAUGGUGGGGGAGCUGUGGAGGAUGUGGAGGUGUUUGGAACCGCGUUUGAUGAGGAUGAUUGGAUGGGGGAGAUGGAGAUUCGGUAG